Chenopodium quinoa (quinoa) is the source of this 716-nucleotide messenger RNA. RefSeq lists its product as uncharacterized. NCBI's taxonomy places the organism in Eukaryota, Viridiplantae, Streptophyta, Magnoliopsida, Caryophyllales, Amaranthaceae. The record is from RefSeq and is a predicted model, not a curated record. The transcript is spliced from 5 exons. The coding region runs from base 25 to 549 and encodes 174 amino acids.
UCGUAUGCCCGUAUUCUUACACCUAUGGGCAAGGAGACCCGGGUGAUGGAUUCCACGGCAGCUACUGAGGUGCCUCGGAUCUCGCUUACGUGGCAUGGUCGUAUCCUUGAGGCUUGGGGAUACUCGUACCUGCCUUUCUUAGCCUCCAGAGUGCUUGGGGCUGCUCGUUUUCCUAUCGGCCAUCGAUUUGUUGCGAUUAAGAAGAGACGAGCCACUUCUGCUAGCGAUUUUCGCCAGAGGAUCCUUUCGGCGACUUGUGCGUCGCGGGUCGAGCUAGGUGGUUGGGUUCCUCCUACAGCGAAGAUCACGUAUACCGAUAUUGUCGAAUCGGUAAUUCGUGAGACCCUUCCAGCAGCAGAGGAUGACGAGGGGAUACCGUUUGUACCUGAGACGGUUGAGUCGGUUCCGCAGGAAACAGUGAACGACAUGGUGAGGACUUUACGUGCUUUCCGAGCUGCUUAUCGGAGAGACCUCGUGACUUUAUCAUGCCGUGAUCACCAGAUGAUCGCGGAUGUGCAGCAAUCGUCUAGUUGUCGCCGAGCACCCUGAUUCCUUUUGUACACAUUUUGUUAUUUUUUAGGAAACUGAUGUAUAUAUUUUUUUGCAUUUUUGUACAUAUGACACAUUAUUAUAUUUUUUUGUUUCCAUAUGUACUUUAUUAUCAUUAGCUAAAAAAUUUCGAGGGGGGGAAAGGGUUCCCGACUUAACCCCCUCGA